Molecule: messenger RNA, 1704 nt
Organism: Alternaria ethzedia
Lineage: Eukaryota; Fungi; Ascomycota; Dothideomycetes; Pleosporales; Pleosporaceae
Exons: 2
Coding region: 1-1704 (567 amino acids)
Source: RefSeq, a predicted model, not a curated record
AUGGGCUUCUUCAAGCGCUUCCGCCGCCAAAAAGCCUCCAAGAAGAGCGAGUCGCGUCCGCGCAACGACCUCUACGCCCCCGCAGUAUAUGACUACCACGGCCCCGACCAGACCCAACGCCUGCCCGAUAAGGUCCUCCGCCGCAUCUUCGAAGAAGUCUGUCCGCAUUCGGCCGAUGAAUCCCUCGACGGCAGCGAGGACAGCGGCAAUGACGGCUGCAUGAGUUGUGACAUGCGCGACCUGGCCCAUUGUGCCCUGACCAAGCGACAAUGGUACGGUGUUGCUGCCGGUCUCCUAUACAACAGCAUUCGCAUUGAUGCCGUCCACUAUUGCGAGCUCGAGGAGGUCUACGCCGACCAGCGCCGGCGCAAGUCACGAAACGGCGAGGACAUCGACGCGCCCACGCUCCGGCUGCAGCAGCUGGGCCAGAGUGUGCGUGGAAACCAAUACCUCGGCCAGCGCGUGCGCUUCAUCAAGCUUCCUUACAUGACGCGCGAGGCGUGCAAGGCUGACCUCGCGCGAACCGUAUCGGGCUGCCCGAACAUCGAGUUCAUCGACCUCCCGGACGGCUUCUACAAUGGCGAUCAGUCGUGCCAAUUGCUGCGUCAGGAGCUGCAGGCGCGUUGCCCACACAUCCGGAAGAUGAAGUACAACGAGGGCGGAGAGCAGUCGCUAGAGACGCUCCUCCAGGGCUACUGGCAGGAGCUGAUCUCGGUUGAGCUCAACAAGAUCCAGAUAGAGCCCAGCAUCCUGAGGCAGGUCUUCGGCGUGCUGCCUCACUUGAAGGAGCUCACCAUCACCGGCGUCUCGUGGCUGAACGACUCGACCUUCCACGACGCCCCGGGGAUCCCCAACUUCCCUGCGCUAGAAACUCUGAAACUCACCAAGGUACACGGUGUCACCGCAAACGGACUCGCACAGUACCUCUACAACCCAAUGUGCAGCGGCAGGCUGCGGACCCUCAUAUUGAAAGAUUGCGGUGGCAUUCCCGUACCCUCCCUCCACAUCAUUCUGCAGGCUGCAGUCACCCUACGAACGCUGGAAUACAACGCCACAGUCUCUGCAUCUCUUCCUUUGGACCCGAUACCACCCAUGACGUCGUACACGCUACACAAGCUGCAUUUCGAGGUCAUCUCCAGCUCCGCCCAUCAAGCCUACCCGCCUAGUGCAUCGUGCUACCAGUACCUAGCCAACUCGCUCAUUGCGAACUGCAUGCCGGCGCUGCGACAGCUCUACGUGCGCGAUCCCGAAUUCCCAGAGGUCUUGACGCUCGCGCCACCGAUCCGACCGUUCAGCGAGGCACCGCCGCCAAUGUUCAACCAGCCCCUCGAAGUCUACUCCAAGGGUCUGGAUGAGUUAGACUGGAUCUUCACAUCCAUCAUGCCGCCUGAGGCACAGGGACGCCGAGCAUCAGUCUCAGUCGGUCGGCCAUUGAGCAGCUACUCAGCACACAAGGGCCUCGGGCCCCAAUGGGGUGGAGAUGCUCGUAAAAGUAUUGUGGUACCAAAUGGAUUUGGAGGUUUCUUGGCCGUGCCUGCAGACAACGAUGGAAGACCACGGAGUGCGGGACACAUGGCGCCUAGUGGAGGCUUCGGACACGGCUACUCCAACUCGCUUGGCGGCAGGGAGCCUAGUCCACGCGCCAGCUGGAUGAGCCAUGCAGGUCGCGAGAAGCGGGCCUCGAGGGCGGACCUCUGGCGAUGA